Molecule: messenger RNA, 885 nt
Organism: Emiliania huxleyi CCMP1516
Lineage: Eukaryota; Haptophyta; Isochrysidales; Noelaerhabdaceae
Exons: 2
Coding region: 1-885 (294 amino acids)
Source: RefSeq, a predicted model, not a curated record
AUGGCAGACCGCCAGCGGGAACCUCCAGCAGGGACCCCGUUCUCGAUCUGGGUGUUUUUGCGCAGCGGCGCCGCCAGGCGUCCGCCCCCGUGGACCGACGUCCUGCGCGCGAUCCUCUCGAACGGCCACGUCGACGCCGAGGGGCAUCGCACGAACGCGAUAGCGAUUCCCUCGUACAUCCACCAGGCGCGCAGGGGGCUCCGAAACGAGAUCGAGGACGCCGUCAAGGGACUGUUCCCAAGGGGCGCGCCCUUCUCCGCACCGGCCGCGGAUCUCCACCAGCUGCUCACCGACGCCGCAAGCUGCAGCUUCGAUCUGUCGCGGCUGCGCGACCUCGCCGGACGCUCGCUCGGCGCCAACGGCGCAGGGACCGACGAACAGCGCGAGCUCGAGCAGGCUCUCCGAAUCCUCCGCGCCGUCGCCUCGCCCGUCGCCACGCUCCUGCUCGGCGGCGAGGCGGGACGCGCAGACGCCGGCGCGCUCGCGGACUGGUGCCUGCGGUCCCUCACCGGCGGCGACCUCUCCGUCGGCGGCAUCGCCGCCGUCGUCGAGCGCGCCCUCGGGGACUACGACCAAGAGGUUGGGGAGUUCAUCCGAGGGAUUCUCCGCCGCCCGCCCUCUUUCAAAGGCGCCCUCGAGGGGUGCGAGAGGCUGAUCCAACGAGCACACCUCGAGCACCUCUCCUCCAAGGCGUGCCCGCGCGACGAGGAGCCGUCCGACGGCGGCGGCUCCGACGCCGAGGACGGCUACGACCAGUCCGGCAGCCAGCCUGACGACUCCGAGUCGGGCGACUGCGACACCGACAGCGCUCGCGACGACUUCACGAGCGAGCAGACCGGCCCCAGAGUCUUACCGCGCUCCGGAUCCUCUUUAGCCCAUCUCUGA